CAAUCCUUGAGGGGGCCAUUUAGAGAUCUGGGGCAAAAAUCUGUUUUGGGAUUAGUCCUGCUCUGAGCAGGAGGUUGGACUAGAUGACCUCCUGAGGUCCCUUUCAACCCUGUUCUAUGAUUCUAUUUUCCUUCCUCCUUGUCUUCCUGCUAAUCUGUUUUGUUCUUUUUUCUUCCAGGCUGCUUUGGAAGUAGCUCUUGUCCCUUUGCCUGGUGCUAUGUCGUGUGCCAAGGGUUAUAGAUGUUGUUCCUGUGUCUAAUUGUUUUCUUCUCUUCCUGAAACAAAGCAGAGUAACAGAAGAUCUGAUCAGACGUAUGGGAUUGGAAUAACAGUAUGUGAGAUACAUGAGAGCCAGUUGCUACUCUAGAGCUAUGGGCUGAGUGUGUACUUACAGACUCUGAUCAAGUCACCCCUUAACUUUCUCUUAGAUGUGAGAACAUGGCCACUAAGAAAUUAAGAAGAGCAGGGUUAUCUCAGGAACUUUGUGACAGGCUAAGUCGGCAUCAGAUCAUUACCUGUCGGGACUUUCUGUGUCUUUCACUUUUGGAGCUAAUGAAAGUGACCGGACAAAGUUAUUGGAAUGUACAGAAGCUUCUUUGCAAAGUCAGCUUAGCUUGUGCUCCCAAAAUGCAGACUGCUUAUGAGAUGAAAAUGAAAAGGGCUAUCAAUCCAUCGUCAGCCUUCUUAUCCACUACCCUAGAUGGUUUGGAUAAAACCCUGCAUGGUGGAGUGGCCUGUGGAUCCCUCACAGAGGUAACUGGCCCAUCGGGUUGUGGCAAAACUCAGUUUUGUCUUAUGAUGAGUGUACUGGCUACUCUGCCUAUCAGCAUGGGAGGACUAGAUGGGGCUGUCAUAUACAUUGAUACAGAGUCUGCAUUUGGUGCUGAAAGGUUGGUUGAGAUAGCAGAACACCGUUUCCCUAAUUAUUUUGGCACAGAAGAAAAGUUGUUUUCAAUGACCCGUAGCAUUCAUCUCUAUCGGGAGCUCACCUGUGACAGUGUGCUGAAAAGGAUUGAGACUUUGGAAGAAGAAAUCAUUUCUAAGAAGGUUAAGCUUGUAAUAAUUGACUCUGUUGCUUCAGUGGUCAGAAAGGAGUUUGAUAUGAAACUUCAAGGAAACCUGAUGGAGAGAAGUAACUUUCUGGCUAGAGAAGCAUCGUUAUUGAAGUACUUGGCUGAGGAAUUUUCAAUACCAGUUAUCUUGACAAAUCAGAUUACCACACGGCUGAGCAAUGGUCUUGAUAUCCGGGCAGACCUGGUGUCUCCAGCUGAUGACUUGUCCCUAUCUGAAGUUUCAGGAGCCUCUGGGAGCAAGGAAAGGGAACCUGGCUAUGUGACAGCAGCACUGGGGAACACAUGGAGUCACAGCGUCAACACCAGGCUCAUACUACAGUAUCAUGACUUGCAGACAAGACAGGUCCUGGUUGCUAAAUCUCCCAUUGCUCCAUUCUCAGCUUUCUUCUACACCAUUGAAAAUUCUGGCCUGGUUCUUCAAGAUCUGAGAGUGCAAGUAGGACAUGGAAAACCCAGAUGGAGAAGUGGAGAUAGAAGCAGGCCCUUGCCCUGUAAGCAGUCUGUGGAUACAGGAGCUCAGCUGCUUCAAGGCAUUUUGGUUCAUUGCCUGUCUUCAUUUACCAGAUGGAAAGGACCACCCAGAUGCCAGCUGGGAAGGCUCCAGUCCUGUACUGCAGGCCAUAAGAGUGAGGACCAAUAUCUUGAAAGAUGGCUUCCCCAGUUCCACUACUCAGACCCUCAAGCUAGCACAACCUAUAUGAAGAAGAACAUGUCUCAGCUGGAGAGAAGCAUGAGAGAUAUUUUGCCAAAUGUGAUUUCUUUAAAUUCCUAUGAAGCAGUUCAUGGAAUUGCUUCUUCUUUUACCUCUGAACAGGGUGAUUUUGAAUGUGGUUCUUGUUCUUUGUACCUGAGUAGCCAUAUUAUAUUUAGUGAUAUAAAAAUUCUGUGUUAGUUCUAUUUAAUUUAGGUGACAUGAUGAAGAAAGAUGCCAGAUUGGUGCUCUAAAAUAGAUACAACUCAGGCUGUGGCAGCACAUGCAUCUCCAUCUUACCACGGCUUUGCCAAUAGGCUUCCUGACCUGGAAGACCCACUUCCAAAAGUGAGAGGAGAAUUCAGUUAGUCCUAAAAUGUCAGUUCAAAAUCUCCAGGGAAAUGUUGAACCCCACCAGUUGGUUUGACUAAAGCAAAGCAGUUCUGUGUCUCUUGCGGCUAUGAUGCACUUUAGAAUAAUCUUAGCCUGUUAUGUAUCACAGUGAAAUCUAAUCGUAGGGUUAUGGCAG
This is a messenger RNA of Gopherus flavomarginatus (Mexican gopher tortoise), 2293 nucleotides long. RefSeq names its product RAD51 paralog B (gene RAD51B). The record is from RefSeq and is a predicted model, not a curated record. The coding region runs from base 439 to 1965 and encodes 508 amino acids. The transcript has 14 exons. Gene Ontology annotation, molecular function: DNA binding; ATP binding; ATP-dependent DNA damage sensor activity. Gene Ontology annotation, cellular component: Rad51B-Rad51C-Rad51D-XRCC2 complex. NCBI's taxonomy places the organism in Eukaryota, Metazoa, Chordata, Testudines, Testudinidae. Gene Ontology annotation, biological process: double-strand break repair via homologous recombination.